Malus domestica (apple) is the source of this 2319-nucleotide messenger RNA. NCBI's taxonomy places the organism in Eukaryota, Viridiplantae, Streptophyta, Magnoliopsida, Rosales, Rosaceae. The record is from RefSeq and is a predicted model, not a curated record.
CAGCAACUAUGAACUGAAAAGAAAUAGCUUGCCAAAUUUGAGGGGAAAAGACAAAAAAAAUAAAAUAAUAUCAGAAAUGGGAAAGUAGUGGUAGUGUAACGGUGUUGAAUUCUUCACCCGCUUUGUUGUUUUUGGAGGCAAACUGCUUUGUACGUAAAUUGUGCCACCACCUUUUUACAAUUCACCUUCUGCCGACUUCACGAUACUCUCUCACAAAGAACCCAGUUUCAAAGCAGAGCAUCACAGAUUCGUCGAUCGCUUUCUGGGUUUUGCUCAUCAUACGCUCGAUUUCAAUCUGGUAAAAAUGCAAGCGUCAACCCAUGGUUCAGUAAAUGGGAAGUUGGGGUUUGACGUGCAAAACCAAAAAAGGGUAUUGGGUUUUGGAGAAUUGAGGAACCGAACAAGUACAGGGCGGAGGAAUCUAUGCAUUGCAGAGAGGAGAACUUGCUGUGGUGGAUUGAGCCUCCGUUCUGCGGCGCAGGUGACGGGAGCCAAGCUUUCAGGUCUUAGAAUGGGGUCUGAUGGGAUUUCCAUGGCCACUUUGAAAGCCAGAUCAGUCCAGGCUCAGGCUUCUGAUGGGGACGUUGACAAUCUUAUACCCUCCAAGCCUCAGGGGAAGUCUUCUGGAACAGUAUUGCCGUAUGUUGGUGUUGCUUGUCUUGGAGCUAUUUUGUUUGGUUAUCAUCUGGGGGUGGUAAAUGGUGCUCUUGAGUACCUUUCAAUUGAUCUUGGUAUUGCGGAAAAUGCAGUAUUGCAAGGGUGGGUCGUUAGCACACUUCUAGCAGGUGCCACAGUUGGAUCUUUAACUGGUGGAUCAUUGGCUGACAAGUUCGGCAGAACUAAGGCUUUUCAACUAAAUGCAAUUCCGCUAGCAAUUGGAGCAUUUUUGUGUGCCACAGCCCAGAGUGUGCAAACGAUGAUAGUUGGCCGCUUACUUGCUGGCAUUGGAAUUGGCAUCACAUCUGCUAUUGUUCCACUUUAUAUAUCUGAGAUCUCUCCAACUGAAAUUCGUGGUACCCUUGGAUCUAUAAAUCAGCUUUUUAUAUGUAUUGGGAUUCUUGUAGCAAUGGUGGCUGGAUUACCAUUAGCAGCAAAUCCCUUAUGGUGGAGAACGAUGUUUGGUAUUGCAGUAGUACCAUCUGUUCUUUUGGCAUUAGGAAUGGUUGUUUCACCAGAAAGUCCAAGAUGGCUUUUCCAGCAAGGAAAAUUUUCUGAAGCUGAAAAAGCUAUAAAAACGCUAUUUGGAAAGGAAAGAGUUACCGAGGUUAUGGAUGACUUGAGAUCAGCAGCCCAAGGUUCUGUUGAACCUGAAGCGGGCUGGUUUGAUUUGUUUAGUAGCCGCUAUUGGAAAGUUGUUAGUGUGGGCGUGUCACUUUUCUUCUUACAACAGAUGGCUGGGAUAAAUGCUGCGGUCUAUUAUUCUACUUCUGUCUUCCGCAGUGCUGGCAUUACAUCUGACGUUGCAGCAAGUGCUCUGGUUGGAUUAGCAAAUGUCUUUGGCACAGCUAUUGCAUCCUCAUUGAUGGACAAACAGGGCAGGAAGAGUCUUCUACUCGGAAGCUUCGGUGGGAUGGCUGCUUCGAUGUUGCUGCUUUCGUUGUCCUUUACAUGGAAAGCCCUGGCUCCAUAUUCUGCCCCCCUUUCUGUCACUGGAACUUUUCUCUAUGUAUUGUCCUUUGCACUUGGCGCUGGCCCUGUGCCUGCUCUUCUUCUACCAGAGAUUUUUGCUUCAAGAAUCAGAGCAAAAGCAGUUUCUUUGUCUUUGGGCAUGCACUGGGAAAUAUGUUAUUACGAUAGACGCUCCAAGCACCCCCGGACGAUCCUCGCAAAGUGGGGAGCCUUGUUGGCUUCAGAUUUCAAACUUCGUCAUAGGCCUCUAUUUCUUGAGCUUUGUAACUAAGUUUGGAAUCGGCAGAGUGUAUUUUGGAUUCGCUGGCGUCUGUCUUCUGGCUGUCUUGUACAUAGCUGGUAAUAUCGUUGAAACGAAAGGGCGUUCACUGGAGGAAAUAGAGCGCGCUCUUAGCGUUGUCACUUGAUUAUGAUAUGAUUCAAACUGGAUAAGAAAAAACACUGACACCAUCGCCUCCUUCUCAUGCUAUGCGGACUAGUUCAUUCCCACCUCUCGAAGUCUUGUAUUUAGAGACUGAACCUUGAUUGUAACCAGAUAAAAUGUUGCGUCUGUGGAUUUCCAUAGCUGUAAUGCACUACCACCUCGGUGAUGAGGGCUAUGUGAAAUUGUGAAUAAUAUAUGUUAGUUUCUACCAGGAAUUUGGACACUCUUGUUCGUAAUUGUCAAAUUUUUAGAUUCUUCUUAAUUUU